Messenger RNA from Entamoeba invadens IP1, 774 nucleotides. RefSeq lists its product as hypothetical. The coding region runs from base 1 to 774 and encodes 257 amino acids. The record is from RefSeq and is a predicted model, not a curated record. The transcript has a single exon. NCBI's taxonomy places the organism in Eukaryota, Evosea, Mastigamoebida, Endamoebidae.
AUGUUACAGCUUUCUCAAAAUUCUGUGCAAACAAAGGAUCUCUGCGCCAAGUUACUUACCGAGCUACGAACACCAAUAACGUAUACCCGUCUUCAUACCAUUAAUUAUUGUUUGCCCAGUGACUACCACAUUCAACUCAUCUCAUAUUUGGAGUGUCCCGACUUGAUUGCGUUGCCCAAGAAGUGUGACAUUAAAAAGAUUGUACAAGAGACUUUGUGCCUUUCAAGGAAAUUAGUCAAACCCACGUUAACUCCACAAGUUGAUUAUAUUUUGAUAUCAGAUAACGCGUUUGACAUCAUUAGAACACUUUAUAAAACACAUUCAAUGUCAUUUGGCUCCCUCCCAAAGAUCGGUGUAGUUUGUCAAGACGGGAAAAUAAGUUACGAAAAGGACGUCCCAACAUAUAAAGUGAAAGUCUCUGGGAUAUCAGUCAUUUCAAAGGAUUACUUAGUCAAGAUAUCACAAUACACUUCCGUCGGCGAUUUAAUUAACUUCGUGACAUACAAACUGAGGGUCGAAGAGCAGUUCGCUUGUAUCCAACUCUUCUCAAAUAAAACUAAAGUCAUGGUAGAACCAGAGACACUCCUUUGUGACGUCGACUCGUUCGAUUUCACUUUGGUUUACACACGAAAGAAGAGAGCAAGUACCGUCGCCUUUGGCGUGUCAAGUACGGAAAGAUGUGAUUCGAAUAUUCAAACAUUAUUGAAAUCACCAAGAGCUUUUAGAGUCGCAAGUCCAAUCCAAAGAGACUUGUGGUCUUUUUCUCAGCUUUGA